Molecule: messenger RNA, 1836 nt
Organism: Gamsiella multidivaricata
Lineage: Eukaryota; Fungi; Mortierellomycota; Mortierellomycetes; Mortierellales; Mortierellaceae
Product: WD40-repeat-containing domain protein
Exons: 13
Coding region: 188-1453 (421 amino acids)
Molecular function (GO): protein binding
Source: RefSeq, a predicted model, not a curated record
CAGUCCACGCAAGCACUGCAGACGCACAGAGCACAUGUCAUUCUCACGAGAAAGAGUGUCUCGUUCAUUCCAGCAUACAUAACACAGUGCCCACUCGGACUCGAUUGGAUCCCUUCAACAACCAAACAGGACUCAUUCCAACAACAACCCUCGAAUUCCCUUUUACUUUAUUUAUUUUUUUUGGCUCAUGGGCAUCGAAGGAAUUCCUCCAACGGCACUUGUGCAGGUGACCGUGCAGGCUGACUGGACCGACGUCGUCGCCGAAGUCCUGCGACUGAACAGCACGGGCACCUUCUGGAUCUCUUGCUAUAAGCGAGGAUCACCAUCGAUUCAUGGGGCUGCAAAGGUGUCGGUGGUAGACGAGCGCAAGAUCCAAUUUUCAGGACACGACGGAAUUAUUCUGGAGGGUAUUACAAACUACUCAUUCAAGGUCAAGGUUCCAGAGUAUGACAACGUGGAAGUCCAAGUCUACGGAACCGGUAGGAGAACCGAUAUUCCAAAGCUCUCAUGUUUAGAUGUAUCGCCCGAGGGGGCACUGUUUGUGAUGGGAUCUGAGGAUGGGACUCUCAGGAUCGGAGAGACCGAGACCGGGCGGUUGAUUCAAGAGUUGAAGGGCCAUUUUCAAUAUGCCAACACCUGUCGGUUCUUUCCUUCAGGACAAGUGGUUCUGAGUGGGGGUGGUGAUUUCCUGUUGAAGGUUUGGUCCGCAUUGGAUGGAAGCUGCCCCGUUACCAUGAAAGGGCAUACCAAGCUCAUUUCUGAUACUGCGAUCAUCGACCGUGGCCGCAAUGUUUUAUCAUCAUCGAAUGACGGAACUGUCAAACUGUGGGAAGUUGCAUCUGGAACGACAAUCAGGACUUUGUUGCAGCGUGAAGCGAAGGUGAACGCAAUUGCAGUCGACAGUUGGGAGACGCCUCUCGCGACGACACUUCCUUUGGAUCCAAGGGAAGUAGGAACGGAAGGAAAGCUGGUAAUUGCAGCCUCAGAGAAUGGCAUGCUGUAUGGUUUGGAUGUUCGAGCCUCAGAAGAGGCUUUUCAAUGGAAAUCGUUCAAUAAGGCACCGGUACGCUCGUGUCUGUUCUCGGCAGAGCAUUCGCUGAUCGUCACAGGAACCUCCGAGGGAGUCGUUGAAGUCUUUGAUAUCCGGCAGUCCGAACAAGUGCUGAGCAGAUUUCAACGCGGAAGUGCUGGUAUUUCCAGCCUUGCAUUGAGUGCACCAAAAGACAGCGUGGGUCAAGGACCACAUCUCCUUGUUGGCUGUGAUGACAGCGGAUUGUAUGAGACAAAGUCAUUGCGGGAUCCUAGGAUUGAGAUCGAACGUGAAUAUGUCGGGUAUGAUCUGGAUGGCCCUGCACAUAUACGUGUGGUAGCAGGAGGACAUGGAGUGGUGGCGAUCUCGAAGGAAGGAGGGCUGUUGCGGUUCUCUGGGAACCUUGGUCUGAGCUCGACAUGAGAAAAUCAGGGUGAAGGAUGCAUAGCAUCGUCUAACUAUGCGGGACGACGACCCGUCGGUAGAUUUCGACAAAAAUAAAGGGGUGAGGAUGGGGAAACGGAAUGGAAACGCAGGUCGACAGUUGUUUUACAGUUGGAAAAAGGAACUGAAGAAGAAACGAUAUGCACGCUCAUGUGGUGCUUGUGCUGCUCCUUUUUCCCCAUCUGUCGCCUGCUGUAUUUUCUGCAUCUUCUGAAAUCCGGCCUAAUUCUGUUUCCGUGCGUAGAUGCAGAAGAGAAAGAAAAGACGAGGGAGAGAGCAUGAGCCAGCCAGCCACGCUGCUCUCAAUUCCCACAUGCAUCUGAUGACGAUGUGUGGGCCCUUUUUUUUUUUUUUUUUUUUUU